AUUAAAAAGCUCAACCUGCUUCAUUAAACACAAUUCCCAGGUCAAGCUUGGGGGCUAUGAUCCGGCCGUUGCAAAUCCAACAUCAUAAACUCGGCAUUAUCAUUCAUAACUCGGCAUUAUUCACGUUAUUAUUCAGAAAGCUGGCGUUAUAGCUUGGCAUUACAGUUAUUAAUCGGCAAUCAAUGAUCAUAACUCGGCAAUCUGCAUAACAACUCUGCCGUUACACGUUACAAUUUCAACAAGGUAACGCCCAACCAAAACAUCAUCAUUAAGAACCCAAUAACUGCCUUUUAAGUCGGAUGACCAACAAAGGUAUAACGGACCAAUAGUACUCCACCUAUAAGAGGUAUGACAUCUUAUUGAUACUACCCCGAAUAACGUUCAAAUGUCGUUUUCCACUUCUCAUAAAAUAAAUAAACAAAAAAAUGUGAUUUUUAAAUUAUAAAUAUUAAUAAAGUCUAGUAUACUUUAUAUGUACAUUGCAUAGUAGCCAGCUAAGCAUCAACCCCUACAGCCCAAACUCGAAGAAUGGCUUCCACUGGCAAAACCUAUGACAAUAAUAAUGUUCAUAAUCAAAACCAAGUUGUUGUUGUGAUGAUACCUUUCCCAGCACAAGGCCACCUCAACCAGCUUCUCCAUCUCUCACGCCUAAUCAUAUCACACAACAUACCCGUCCACUACGUUGGAACAAAAUCACACAACCGCCAAGCCACACUUCGUGUUCAAGGUUGGGAACCAACCUCCAUUUCCAAACUCCAUUUCCAUGACUUUGAAGUCCCUCCUUUUCCUUCUCCUCCUCCAAACCCUAACCAACAAAGCAUGUUCCCAUCUCACAUAAUUCCUUCCUUUUACGCUUCCUCAAAUCUUCGUGAGCCUGUGGCAUCACUUCUUCGAUCCCUUUCGUGUCUGCACGAAAGGGUGGUAGUGAUCCACGACUCGCUAAUGUCGUCUGUGGCACAAGAUGCCUCGGAUAUACCAAACGCAGAGAACUACACUUUUCAGAGUGUCUCUGCGUUUUGCUUUGCAUUGUACCUUGUGCUGGAUCUCAUGCAAAACAAUAAUCCGAAUAUUGAAAGUUUUGGUGUUCAUAUUACCGAAGCUGCUUCUUUAGAAGGAUGCUUCCCGGAAGAAAUAAUGGACUUCAUUACAGAACAAGUCAAAUUCUUUGCAUUGAGUAAUGGGUUCAUCCACAACACAAGCAGAGCCAUUGAAGGUCCUUAUAUGGAGAUGAUAGAACAGUUCCCUGGCAUCAACAAAAAUAUUAAGCAUUUUGCUCUGGGGCCAUUCAACCCUUUAUUCCCCAGCAAGAAAAGUUGCAAGGAAAAGGACAUCAUAAUUGAGUGGCUUGAUAAGCAAGAACCAAAUUCAGUUAUAUACAUCUCUUUUGGGACAACAACAUCAUUGACGGAGCAACAAAUCAAAGAGAUUGCAACUGGGUUGGAACAGAGCAAGAAGAAGUUCAUAUGGGUGCUGAGAGAUGCAGACAAAGGGAACAUUUUCGAUGGCCAAGUCAGGAGAUACAUUCUCCCUGACGGAUUUGAAGAGAGAAUUGAAGGGAUGGGGUUGGUUAUAAGAGAUUGGGCUCCACAAUUGGAGAUUCUAAGGCACAAUUCAACCGGAGGAUUUAUGAGUCACUGUGGAUGGAACUCUUCCAUGGAGAGCAUAACAAUGGGGGUGCCAAUUGCGGCAUGGCCUAUGCACUCUGACCAACCAAGGAACAUGGUUUUGAUAACCCAAGUGUUGAAGAUUGGUUUGGUUGUUAAGGAUUGGGCCAAAAGGGAUGAGUUGGUUACUGCUUCCGAGGUUGAGAAUGCUGUGAGAACUUUGAUGGCAUCAAAGGAAGGUGAUGAGAUGAGAAAGACGGCAUUGAAGCUGAGAGAUGCCGUUCUUGAAUCCAUGGAUGAAGGUGGGGUUUCAAGACGGGAAAUGGAUUCCUUCAUUGCUCAUAUCUCCAGAUAACAUGAAUCUUUUUACCAUUUAAAUUUUCUAAAGCUUAUAUUUGUCAUCAUUUAACAUGUAAACUUAUAUCAAUUAUCUCUCAUAUUUCUAUGGCUAAGUUUUUUAGAAAUGGAUGAAACGUAUCUACAAUCUACUGUUAUGGAUAACAAUUUUGUGUACACUCUUAUAAUACAGUAAAGCACACCCUCUUCAAUACUAAAAUAUAUCUACCGACAAUUAUAUUCAGAUUCACACGUGGAUUUUUUUUGUUUACUUAGAGAAUAAGGGCUUUAAUUUCAUGCAAGAUAAGGCAAUUUAUUCGAAAAAUAUGAAACCAUAGUUGUAAAAACUAAAUUGAAUUUCGGUUGAAUUGAGAAAUUAAUAAAUCAGACUCUAAUCCGAUUCAAUCCAAAACCAAGACCGUUUCAAGAUAAAAAUCGUUGAGAAUCAACCAAACCGAACUGCAUCAAAAACUAGUGCUAUCUGCUGUAGUCGAGCAUUGUAAAAAUACCUCGCCAACUUUCUCUCUCCAUACGCGCGGCCCCUCGAUCCUUCUUCUAACACUAUAAAGUAUAAACAUUCUUUAUUUCUUUACAUCAGCCGGUGUAGACCUUUAAAAAAAAAAGCAUGACUUCAAGAAAAGUACCUGGGAGUAGGACAAAGAAAUAACAAUUAUUGUAUUACAAAAUCCAAAAAGGAAAAAUCGACCCCCACUAGCUACUUGCUUUGAUCUCUACCAAACAUGGCUUUAACUUAUCCCAUUUACUUCCUUGCAACUAUCUUUCAGUCACUAUCUGAACUGAGCUCACCAAUAACUGCUCGCCACGUGUACACACUUGCCCCGUCUUCAUAUGAACCUGACUUGUCCCCACCGGUACCCUGGUCCCCACCGUCUUCGUCCUCCUCU
Messenger RNA from Arachis duranensis, 2845 nucleotides. RefSeq names its product zeatin O-glucosyltransferase-like. Gene Ontology annotation, molecular function: UDP-glycosyltransferase activity. Bases 529 to 1959 code for a protein of 476 amino acids. The transcript has a single exon. NCBI's taxonomy places the organism in Eukaryota, Viridiplantae, Streptophyta, Magnoliopsida, Fabales, Fabaceae. The record is from RefSeq and is a predicted model, not a curated record.